Molecule: messenger RNA, 2589 nt
Organism: Phalaenopsis equestris
Lineage: Eukaryota; Viridiplantae; Streptophyta; Magnoliopsida; Asparagales; Orchidaceae
Product: pentatricopeptide repeat-containing protein At1g79540
Exons: 1
Coding region: 56-2434 (792 amino acids)
Molecular function (GO): protein binding
Source: RefSeq, a predicted model, not a curated record
UAAAACAGCAUGAACGCCUCCAUUUCCCCUGUUUUUUCGCUCAAACUAUGACCGCAUGAGAUGGGCGACAGUAAUAGCCUACCUGCUUCCCGGCGCCGGCGGCGGCCGGCAUCAAUGCCUACGUCUCUCGUCCGCCGCCUCUCUCCCUCAAGACCUUUCUCUCUCGGAGGACAUCCUCUACAUCCUCGAAACCCUUCCCUCUGCUGCCGCCAUCGAGUCCUCUCUCAACUCUCUCGCUCCUCUCCUUUCCCCUUCCUCUAUCUCCCUCGCUCUCUCCUCCGCUCCAUCUCUACCCUCCGCCUUCCUCCUCUUCGCCUGGUCUUCCCGCCACCGCGCCCUCCGCUCCUUUCGCGCUCACAACCUCGUGAUCUCCUUCCUCCUUCGUGAUGCGCCUUCCUCAUUCUCUUCUUUCUGGUCCUCCCUCUCCGAACUCCGUUCUUCCUCCAUUCUUGUCCACCCUUACGCCUUUGCUGCCCUCAUCUCCGCCUACAGUACCGCAGGCUUUACCGAAAAGGCUGUUGAGGCUUUCAACCGCAUGCCGGAGUUUGCCUCCCGCCCCAACACCUUCACCUACAACACGCUUCUGAACAUCCUCGCUGGGAAAGGCAUGAUCUUGCUUGCUAUGUCGGUUUAUAAUCAAAUGAUCAAGUCUGAUUGCCUCCCUAAUUCAUCCACAUACACAAUUCUCAUCCAUGGUUUGUGCAAGGCUGGGAAGAUCGAUGAGGCACUAAGGCUGUUUGAUGAAAUGCUGCAGAGAGGUAUUGCUCCAAAAACCACUGUUUAUACAGUUAUACUCUCGCUGCUUUGUUGUGCGGAUAGGGCAGAUGAUGCUAUCAAGCAAUUGCAGUCGAUGAAAGAGAAUAAAUGCCAUUUGGAUGAGAUUGCCUGCAAUGCCUUGCUUAGUGGGUUAUGUCAGAUCGGCAGAAUUGAUCAGGCUUUUAAUCAGUUAAAAUUGUUCCAGGUGGAUGGAUUUGUUCUUGGAUUGAAUGGAUAUAGCUGCUUAAUUGAUGGCUUGUUCAGGGCAAGGAGGUUUGAGGAGGCCUGUGGAUUUUAUCAUGAAAUGUUGAAAAAUAGUAUUAGGCCCGAUUGUAUCUUGUACACUAUAAUGAUCAGAGGGCAUGCUGAAGCUGGCAGGAUCGAGGAAGCUUUUGAAUUUUUCAAUGAGAUGACCAUUGGAGGAUUGGUUCCAGACACAUAUUGCUACAAUACCUUGAUCAAAGGAUUAUGUGAUGCUGGCCUUUUGGAUAGAGCCAGGUCAUUAAAACUCGAGAUUUCCCAAAAUGGUUGCUUUCCUGAUUCCGCUACAUUUUCUAUUUUAAUUUGUGGGUUGUGCAAGGAAGGCCUCAUUCAUGAGGCACAAAAAAUAUUUGAUGACAUGGGAAAAGCUGGCUGCUUUCCCACCGUCAUGACCUUCAAUUCUCUCAUAAGUGGGCUCUGCAAAGCGGGAAAGAUGGAAGAAGCUCAGCUUCUUUUCUAUAAGAUGGAAAUGGGAACAAACCCUUAUUUAUUCUUUCGGCUCUCUCAGGGUCCCGAGCAAGUCCAUAAUAUCACUACUCUUCAGGGAAGGAUUAGAGAAUUAUGCAUGUCAGGUGAUAUACUCAAAGCUUAUAAGCUUCUCUGUGCCAUCAUAAAUAGUGGAGUUGCACCUGAUGUUGUUACUUAUAACAUUCUGAUUAAUGGAAUGUGUAAGGCCGGAAAGAUUAAACAAGCACUGAAGCUCUUAGAGGAGCUUCAGACAAAAGGUCAUUUCCCUGAUGCUAUUACUUAUGGAACCCUUAUUGAUGGGUUAUCGAGGCUCCACAGGGACAAUGAUGUGUCUGAGUUACUGGAGCACAUGCUGAAGAAUGGAUGCAAACCUAGUGUGUCAAUCUACAACACCCAAAUGAGAACACUCACCAGGAGGAGGCAAACUUCAAAAGCAGUGUUAUUGUGGUUGGAUUACAUCUCCCAUGAGAAAACUAAUUCAGAAGAAGCUGAAACUAUUUGUAUAGCUCGGAAGCAUUUUGAAGAAGGAUGCUUCGUGGAAGCUGUCAGAACCUUGUUUGUGUUAGAAAGAAAUCAGGGUUCGGCAAACUCUUUUCCAUAUACUAUUUGGCUCAUAGGGCUAUGUCAGGAAUGGAAGAUUGAUGAGGCUUUGGGGAUUUUUACCCUCCUCAGGGAGUUUGACAUAGAGGCAACUCCUCCCAGUUGUGCAUUGCUUAUCAAUUACCUAUGCAGGACUGGAAAGCUAGGUUCAGCAUUAGAUGUCAUGCUUUAUUCUUUGAGGAAAGGCUUCUUAUUUAUGAAACCUGUGGGUAACCGUUUACUAAGAAGGCUAUGUCUUCGUAAUAAGAUGAAGGAUGCACAUGAGCUCGUGCACCGAAUGAAUCUUGCUGGGUACAAUAUGGAUUUAUAUCUUAGGAAAUCUACAAAGGCCCUGCUGCAUCCAUACUAGAUUAGCGAAUUAUGAUUUUUUUGGCAUGGCAACCUUAUUGUUAUUUGUGAGAUAUAUUUUAAGGAUUUUGUAAUUUUUUUUGCAGUUAUCUUAAGUUUUGUCAACGAUUUUGUUGAUUCAUUUAUUCUGCUUGAGGGAUGAUAUACAACUAUAUU